This is a messenger RNA of Enterobius vermicularis (human pinworm), 1275 nucleotides long. Lineage: Eukaryota; Metazoa; Nematoda; Chromadorea; Rhabditida; Oxyuridae. The record is from the annotation of a GenBank genome assembly.
AUGCUGUUAUAUUACUUGGCGGCAAUAUUCAAAGGUCUUCAUCCGCGUGUUGACGAUGAUUUCGUUGAUAAAUUAAAUUACCAUUACACUUCGGCUAUCAUUUUUGCUUUUGCUAUUAUUGUUUCGGCGAAGCAAUAUGUCGGUUAUCCGAUUCAAUGCUGGGUACCGCCGCAGUUUACCGAUGCGUGGGAACAGUACACAGAAAAUUAUUGUUGGGUUGAAAGUACAUACUUUUUGCCAUUAACUACAGCACUUCCAAAAGACGACGGAAUAAGGCCGAAGCAACUCAGUUACUAUCAAUGGGUGCCAUUUGUUUUGGCACUUGAAGCUUUAAUGUUCUACAUUCCAUGUAUGCUGUGGCGAGGUCUAUUACACUGGCAUUCCGGUAUUGAUGUGCAAAGUUUGACGCAAAUGGCAUGCGAUGCGCGGAUGAUGGAUGCUGAUGCUCGAGGUGCUACUGUGCAAACCAUUGCCGGACACAUGGAAGAUGCAUUGGAGAUACAGCGCGAGAUUACAGACAUAUCAGGAUUUUGCGUAGGCCGACGGUGGAGUUCAUAUGUGACUUGUCUGUAUAUUUUUAUAAAAACUUUAUAUUUCGCAAAUGCUGUUGGUCAGAUUGCUUUGCUGAAUUGGUUUUUGGGAACCGAAAAUGUUUUUUAUGGUAUUGCAAUACUACAGCAGUUGUUACAGAAACAAACGUGGAGGACGACGGAACACUUUCCCCGGGUAACAAUGUGUGAUUUUGAGGUUCGAGUACUGGGGAACAUUCAUCAGCAUACCGUACAAUGUGUUCUUAUGAUAAAUAUGUUUAAUGAAAAGAUUUUCAUAUUUCUGUGGUUUUGGUAUUUAUUUGUGGCAAUAUUUAGUGCCUUUUCAUUAUUUCACUGGAUACUCUUAUCAUUUCUACCUGGUCAGCAUAUGCGAUUCAUUCGGAAAUAUUUAAAAGCUACUGAUUUGGCAACCGAUCGACAGUCGGUGAAAAAAUUUGUACACAAAUUCUUGGGCUAUGAUGGCGUAUUUUGUAUGCGAAUGAUCAGUGCACAUGCCGGCGAUAUAAUUGCUACCGAGCUAAUUGUCGCUCUAUGGCAUGAUUUCAAUGAUAGAGUUCGGAAAAGCCCCAUAGAGAUGUUCGAAGGUGGCAUCAGUCAAAGUACCAGUAAACUGGAUGCGACAUUUAAAAGUUGGCUUCUAGGACAGAACAGGUUAAAUUUUUGGUCAUAUUUUUGCUUUUAUUACAGCGUGAUACCUGUCCUUAUCACUUCUUUCCUAAACUAA